AUGAAUUGCCCAAAAGCACGAAAAGAAGAAUGCAGCGAAGAAUGUUCUGCAGGAAAUACUGAAGAUGAAAUGGAAGAAAAUAGUGAAGUCUCCGAAAAUAACGAAAAUAAUAAACGUGCUUCAAAGAAAGAUCGAAAAGCCAAAGACGAUAGUGACGAUGAUGAUGAUGAUGAUGAUGAUGAUGAAGACAACAAUACUGAAGAAGAUAACGAAGAAGAAGAAGCUAAUGAAGAAGAAGAAGAUGAAGAAGAAGCUAAUAAGGAAGAAGAAAAAGAUGAAGAAGAACAAAAUGAAGAAGAAGAAGCUGAUGAGGAAGAACAAGAUGAAGAAGAAAGCAACGGAAAAAAUAAUAAAGAAGAAAAUGACAAUGACGAAGAAGAAGAUAAUGACGAAGAGGAAGAUAAUGAGGAAGAAGAGGCUAACGAAGAAGAAGAACAUGAAGAAGAAAAAAAUAAUAACGAAAAAUCUAGUAAAAAAUCCAAACGUCGUAAUUAA
Messenger RNA from Adineta steineri, 495 nucleotides. The record is from the annotation of a GenBank genome assembly. Lineage: Eukaryota; Metazoa; Rotifera; Eurotatoria; Adinetida; Adinetidae.